AUGGCCACAGAGGAGCUCGUUGCGCGCCUGGGGCGGCUGAGAGCGACCCAGGCAGAGCAGUACGACACGUACGACCUCUGCGUCAGAGGCGAUGAUCCUUCCGGUGGUUCCGAGCUGCAGGAGCUGGCCUCACGCAUCCCAGCGGGCGCUGUGCAAGUAGCAACUCUGCAGGCGAGCGGCGACCCGACCGGCCCGAGACCAUGCGAGGGCGACCUCGUUGUUCUGCGCUGGGCAAUCCUGCCCGGCGGAUCCAACGCCGACCCGAGCGCGGGCUUUGGAGACGGAGCCAGUGUCCCACCAGUGUCCUUCUGUCUGCUCGGCAAGUCUCCACGGGUGCCACCGUGCGUGGAGCUGGCCCUCAGUAGCAUGACUCCCGGACAGCGGUGUGCGAUCCGCUCGGACCCCGCGUACGCCAUAAAAGCACCGUCGUGCUCUGUCGCACCGCCAAGAAGCCUCGCGGCCUCGUCAGACGACGUCACCACCAUCCUCGUCGAGCUGCUCGCCGUCGUGCCAGGUGAUGCCGUGUCCUCGUUCGAGCUGGGGGAGCCGGAGCGCCCCGAAGACUGCGCAGGGUGGAUGCAGCCGUGGAUGGGCGUGCGGAAGGUGCUGCGCGCGGGCGGCAAGUUCGAGCGCGCGCUGGAGGGGUACAAGGCAGACGUGUCGUGGCGGUGUCGGGCGGUGGACGGCGACGACGCAACGGCGGCCGUUCUCGCGACCCUCGGAGACGAGGCGGAGUCGUCGGAGCUAGCGAUGGAGGGCGGCCACGUCGUCGUGCAGAUCGGCGGCGACGGCGGCGCUCCGGCGGCGGUGGCGGGCCUGCUCCAAAGCAUCGUGGCGGGAGACGUGGCGUUCGCGCUCGUGCCCGCGGCGGCGCUGCCUGCUGGGGACGGCGGCCCGUUCGCGGUGUCGGAGGCGGUGAGGAGCGGGAGCGCGUUCGUCGCGGCGACCUGUGGUCUGCACGCGGUGAAGCAGGUGCGAGACGUGUUCGGCGACGGGUCGAUCGUCAAGGAGAAGCUCAGGGAGGGGGAGGGGGACUUUCCCAUGGACGCGCCCGUCGAGGACUGCCCGGCGAGGAUCCGGUAUCGCGUCAUCCAGGGGGAUUUCACUGGAGAGUGGGAGGAGUGCGAGGUGAACCUGGGCGACGGCGACGUGCCCGAAGGGGUGGAGUUCGCAGCCAAGCUCAUGUGCCCGCGGGAGGUCGCACGGAGCACCUGCCGCGCCGACCGCGCGUACGCGCAAGCGCAGCACCUCACGCCCCCGGAAGGGGUCGACGCGAGCAAGGGCGUCAUCUUCGAGAUUGAGCUGUUGUCCUUCGAGCGCCCGCCCAACAUCACGGACCUCGACAGCAUGAAGGAGCAGCUCGGUCUGGCGAACGCCGCGAAGGAGUCCGCGAACCGCUGUUUCCGGCGCGGCCUCCUCCGCCAGGCCCGCCAGAAGUACAACCGCGUCCUGACCAUGCUGAAGCACACCGGGCUCUCCGACCCGCUCAUGGUGAGCGAGGAGCCCGACGGGAGCGACGACGCCGUGGCGGUGCAGGCCGGGCUGCAGCUCGCGGUCACGCUGCGCCUGAACCUCGCCGCGACGGCGCUGGCGCUGCGCGAGUACCGCGAGGCGGCCGUGUGGUGUGGGCAGGCGCUGGAGGGCGUGGACAGGGGCGGUGGCGGGGAUGCGGCGCGGUGCAAGGCGCUGCUGCGGCGCGGGAAGGCGCACACGGGGCUCGCGGAGUACGGCGACGCGGCGCGGGACCUGCAGGAGGCGCGGGUGCUGGCUGAGGCGGGCGGGGACGGGGUGCCGCCGGUGGAGGAGGUGGAGCGUGCGCUGCGGGACCUCGCGGAGGCGCAGCGGAAGGGGGCGCAGCGGGCGAAGCGGGAUUUCGGGGGCAUGUUUGACAAAGCCAGACCGGGGGCGGCCUGA
Pedinophyceae sp. YPF-701 is the source of this 1914-nucleotide messenger RNA. The record is from the annotation of a GenBank genome assembly. NCBI's taxonomy places the organism in Eukaryota, Viridiplantae, Chlorophyta, Pedinophyceae.